Molecule: messenger RNA, 1460 nt
Organism: Cyphomyrmex costatus
Lineage: Eukaryota; Metazoa; Arthropoda; Insecta; Hymenoptera; Formicidae
Exons: 5
Coding region: 291-1397 (368 amino acids)
Source: RefSeq, a predicted model, not a curated record
GGCGUGACGUUCGAGUGCGGAUUGGCUGUUUGAGUCAUUCUAGUUUGGGCAGCAUACGUCGAUAAUGUUGAUAUACGUGGAAGGGUGUAUGUACGGGUUCGUCUUGAACGUCGAGUUCCACACUCUGAGGAUCAAGGAUACGAGCCCGAUGACUAUAACCUUCUUCGUUGGAUGGAAGUGGCGACCGACAUAAGCAGCAAAAUAGUAAAGUCUGCAAAUUAAUAAACGAUGAUAAACAGCGCAACGAAAUAGAAAGAGUAGAUCGAACAAGCGUUACAACUCUUCCAAAAAUGUCUGAUAAGGAAGCUAGAUCGAGCGAAAGCUCUAUAAUAACUAUGAAGGAGGAAGAGGAAAUGUUGAAGGAGUAUAUUAGAGAAAAAAUUAGAAAGCGUAAAGCGAUAGGGGCGCGAGCGAUGCGUAUCCGACUGUUACGUGAAUUUAUCGAAAAUAUGAGUCCCGUAAACUCUGAUGAAGAGGACGAGGAUGAAGAUUCUAUGAAAAAGGCUGAAGAAAAUAUGAACAACACCUUCAGCGAGUAUUCUUCCCAGAGGGAUAAACACCGAGGAUCAAUCAUUAAGGAAACCUUGGUGGAUAACCAUAACGAAUCUAUUAGCGAGGUAACCGCAUCCGUUCAUAUCCGGGAUUUGAAGCAGUAUGAUAACCCGGAGAACCGUCCGUCGUAUCGAUUAAUAUUUGAUAUUACCAACAAUGAGGUACAAAGGUACUUCCAAAUAAUGACGCCGCAGGAAGCGGACAUUAUGAAAGCUUUGUGUCAAACUGAUUCCAAAAUAUUAGGGGAUAUUGCAAGUAUCCUUAGCAGAAUAGUGGAAAAACCACAGGUCGAGCCGAAAUCUACAAAUACCUCAACACAACCACAGGAGGCAGCAACGACUUGUUUCACACCCAAGGGUUCGAGUACUCAGACAGCCAUCCCGAAAGUGAUUCUAACUCCCACUCAAGUGCCAUCGUCGGCGAAGGACCAACUUUGUGGGAAACUGGAGGCUAUGAAAGCCUUAGCGAACAAAACCUCACCGCCCAAGGACAGGCCAAUGUACGACUUGGUGUCGUCAUCCGAGGGUUUCGCUAUAAAUGACCGUGACGAAACUUAUACGCCAAUGGCAAAGAAGGAGAAAAUCAAAUUACCCAACCCAAAGGAAAACAAAAAACCAAUAGGAAGACCGAAGAAAGUCAAACAACCUAAUCAGUACACAAAGAGAAAGGACAGGGAUUUAAAUGAACAGGAGCCAAGGGUGUUGUCAGUACAAACAAUAACAAAAUCAAAAGACGCAUCGACGGUUGGAAGUAAGCGGAUGUCACCAGAGGUUCCAACGAUGGAUGUGGUGACGCACAAGUCCGAUCCAGUCGCAGUGGAAGAGGUGUAUCAGCAGCAUGCCUAAGAAGAGCCUUCCAAUCCCGUAAAAUCGGAAAUAGAAACAUAAAAUAGGAGCCUACAGACCAGA